GGUGCGGGACAGCUGGCGCUGGCAGCAGCCGAGUGGCCGGAGGCACCGCGAGCUGUGCUGCAGGGAGACGCUGCAGCUGCCACCCCUGCACAGAAGGAACCUCUGCUGCCCACCUUUCCUCUCUUUUAGAAAUGGCCGGUGAAAUCACAGAGACCGGGGAGCUCUAUUCUCCCUAUGUUGGACUGGUGUACAUGUUUAAUCUCAUCGUGGGCACGGGUGCGCUCACCAUGCCCAAAGCCUUCGCCACAGCUGGGUGGCUUGUCAGCCUUGUCCUGCUGGUGUUCCUGGGCUUCAUGAGCUUUGUAACGACCACCUUUGUGAUGGAGGCCAUGGCAGCCGCCAAUGCGCAGCUCCACUGGAAGAGGAUGGAAAACCACAAGGAGGAGGAAGAUGACGACUCCUCAUCAGACUCAGACAGUGAUGUUCUCAUCCAGGACAACUAUGAGCGGGCAGAGAAACUGCCCAUCCUAUCUGUGCAGAGACGUGGAUCUCCCAACCUUUUUGAAAUCACAGACCGGGUGGAAAUGGGACAGAUGGCAUCCAUGUUCUUCAGUAAAGUGGGUGUCAACUUGUUCUAUUUCUGCAUCAUCGUUUACCUGUAUGGGGACCUGGCCAUCUAUGCUGCAGCCGUGCCCUUCUCCCUCAUGCAGGUGACCUGCAGCAUCACUGGCAACGACUCCUGUGGCGUGGAGGCAGACACCAAACACAACGACACUGACCUGUGCUGGGGGCCCCUGCGCCGAGUGGACGCCUACCGCAUCUUCCUGGCUGUCUUCACUCUCCUCCUCGGACCUUUCACCUUCUUUGACGUGCAGAAGACCAAGUACCUACAGAUCCUCACCUCUCUCAUGAGAUGGAUCGCUUUCACCAUCAUGAUCGUGCUGGCACUGGUUCGCAUCGGGCACGGGCAAGGGGAGGGUCACCCACCCCUGGCCGACCUCUCCGGGGUCCGGAACCUGUUUGGGGUGUGCGUCUACUCCUUCAUGUGCCAGCACUCCCUGCCGUCCCUCGUCACCCCCGUCUCCUCCAAGCGCCACCUCACACGGCUGGUGUUCCUGGACUACAUACUGAUCCUGGCCUUCUACAGCCUCCUGUCCUUCACUGCCAUUUUCUGCUUCCGUGGUGACAGCCUCAUGGACAUGUAUACCCUCAACUUCGCACGCUGCGACAUCGUGGGCCUGGCUGCUGUCCGCUUCUUCCUGGGCCUCUUCCCCGUCUUUACCAUCAGCACCAACUUCCCCAUCAUUGCCGUGACCCUGCGCAACAACUGGAAGACACUCUUCCACCGUGAGGGUGGCACAUACCCAUGGGUGGUGGACCGCAUCGUGUUUCCCACCAUCACCCUAGUGCCCCCCGUGCUGGUGGCCUUUUGCACCCACGACCUGGAGUCCCUGGUGGGCAUCACAGGAGCCUACGCCGGCACCGGCAUCCAGUACGUCGUCCCCGCCUUCCUGGUGUUCCACUGCCGCAAGGACACCCAGCUGGCCUUUGGCUACGGAACUGUCAACAAGCACCAGUCCCCAUUCCGCCACACCUUCUGGGUGGGCUUCGUGCUGCUCUGGGCUUUCUCAUGCUUCAUCUUUGUCACGGCCAACAUUGUCCUCAGCGAGACCAAGCUCUGAUGGCAGGAUGCUCCCAAUGAAGGGAGGGCUGGGGGCCCCUCCCCCACCUCCCUACCUGCAGAGCCAAGAUUCAUUUGCCUCCCUGGUCUUCACAGGGCAGGUGAGGCAGGGCUCUAAGAGGACACCCUCUGUGUCUCCAGCUGCGGGUCUUCUCCCCGCCCAAGACUCCACCCAGUCUGCACCUGGCCUCACUCACCAGGGCAGCGCUCCUCCCAGGUCCUCCUGCCUGGGGCGGUAUGCGGCUGCUCCCAGAUUCCAGGACUCGUUACCAGAAUCACUCCCUCUGUUUUACAACACACUCCAAUCCCCCCACUACCACCACCCCACCGCCAGAGCAGGCCCAUUCCUCUGUGUGGUGGGAGACGCGGUGCUGGCACUGCUGCUAUUUAUACCAGAACCCGUGUCCCCUCGUCCCGCCUCCCCGGCCCCUCCUGCGUCCUUGCCUGGGAAAUGCUCCACUAGCAGCUGCUGCCUCAUCAGAGGUGAAUCCCAGGCCCUAACCAUCCUAACCCAGCUGCCUGUGAGGGCAGGGCCCACCUUCCGCACCAGGCCUGGGAGUCGCUAAGUGCCACUCCGAGGGGAGGACCUGGAGAACGGGAAGUGCUAAUUGGCACCAGGGCCCUGGACCAGAGCUGUGAUGACCCUUGCUGUGGGCGCCAGCUCUGGAGCAGCAGGCUGGAUGCCAUGUCCCUUCCACAUGGGGACACAGCAGCCUGUAAGCUGGGCUUAAAGCCCGGAGCUUGUCAUCCCCAAGAAGCACCCUAUGUACCCUGGCUGCCCCGCCAGGGCCCCCAGGGCCUCCUGCAAUGUUGUGGAAAGCUGCACCCACCUGCCACCCUCAGUGGCUUGGGAGCACCCUGGGCAUGUGGCAGUGCGAGAGACCCAUGGUUCCCACCCUCCAGGAGGCCAGGCCUGCAGGGCAGCAGCCUGGCUCGGCCACCCUGCUCCUGCUCCAACACUAAAAAGCAGCUCCCGUUAGAGCUGGGCCGUGGGUGCUCAGUGUUCACGCUCUCCAUGUCCCUUGGUUGACACGGGGUUGGAUGGGGCACUGCUGCCAUUCCCGUGGAAGGAGACUGGGUUCCCAGCCAUCUCCCACUCAAUCAUGCAUGCGCCUGCGGGGCCGGCCUCCGUGGGCACACAGGUGACUCUACUGAACUCUUCAUUUCAAUGUGCCUUCUCCUGCUUCAGGACCUGGGGGUCCUUCCUCACACUCCCUGGCUUGCCCCCAGCCCUGGGUCUGGUACCACAGUCCCAGAGCCCAGAGCAGCUUGCCUCAGAGCUGCCUCUGGCAGGGGUCUCAGGCCCCUGCCCCUGUGUCUUUAGAUUUCAGUGCCUUGCUCAGCCCUCGUGAGGGAAUCUUUGUUGCCUCCUUCCCCCUGUGUCUCACCUUCUUCAGGCCUUGGACAAAGCAAUGGUGCCGGGUCUCCUGUGGCCCAAGGUGAUCUCAGGGCUGGGCUGUGUGUGGGGCGUCUGCGGGCAGAACAACAGGUGCAGCCCAUGAGAAGCCUGGCUCGUAAUCGGCCUCAACCUGCGCUCUCGCUGUUGUCACACAUCAGCAGUCUCACAGCUUGUCCCCACACACCAUCCUUUUCCGUCCAGGUGAAAAACGAACACCCCUUCCCCAUCUGCCACUGUGGCUUCUUCGCAGGAGGCCCUGCCCUGGCGUGGGCAGAGCCCCGAGAGCACCACAGUGCUGAGGCCCAGAAUAGCGAGGACCUGGCCCAUCCCCCUGUGGCCUGGGCCCUCCCUAGAGCUGCCUGGCUGUUUGCUGAAAACUCAAUUAAAACAUCUGUACUUACCCUUCGCCACCUACAUUCCCUCUUGCUUAAGGACAAAGCAAAUUAAAUCAUCCUGCCACCCCAGGCUCCAAACCAAAUUUUGGACGCAAAUUUAUUAAAAAAUAAAUGAAGCCCAGGUUGAUUUAUGUGACAACCUGGAGCCAUGUGCAGCAGUAGGUUUGGGUGGCUGUGGGUGGCUGUGUCCUCUCCACCCCGAGCUGGGGCAGUCCUGGCCCUGAAGAGAAUUGGCCCAAGGUGACCACAUCGCUGAUGCCAGGGGGCCCUCACCACCACCACCAUCUGGUUUCUUUGCUCUUUCGUGUCACCUGCUGUCUCUCCUGCUAAAGGUCAGAUAAGGUCACCUUCCUCUCCACUACUGGGCCUCUGCCACUGAUAGCCAGUGAGGGGGGCUCAGGGCAGGGAGAUGAGGAUCCCAACAGUGAGACAUUUUAUCAACUUGGCAAGAUGGGCAGGUGAAGCUGUGGUUUCCAUUUUGCAGAUGGCCCCUAGGGUCAGUGUGAGGAGGGCAGAAGAGGAUGUCUGCCCAGCCUGGCCCCAAAUAUGAAUGUCGCUGUGGAUGAGAUCUUACACUCAGCAGCCUCUGCCGGCCAGCCCCAGACUGGCCCUUGAGGACAGGCCAGGUCAAGGUAGGAAUGAAUGUUCUUGCCUUGCUCCCCACCGAAGCACCAUACCCACCUGAGCGCCAGAGCCUCGUGCCAGCAGCUCCUGGCUGUUCCUCACCUGAGGCCAGAAAGGCAGCUACAGACUUAUAGAUGGGGCAGAUGGCAGGUGACAGGCUGAGAGGCACUGCUGAGUGGUGGAAGGUUAGCAGUAGGCACCAUGCCAGGCCUCUAGCCACACACCUGUCCUUGCCGCGUGGGGGCCGGGAGCAGCCUCAGCAACAGGCAGAGGCUAAUGCCAGAGUGAUGGAGCAGAAGUGGCUGGCAGUGGCAGGCCUGGGGAAGUGGAAGGCUGUGACCAGCCUGUCUAGGGGUCAGAGUCCUGAGCAAGGCUGACUCGUGCUCAUGGCCACUGAAAAGCCGGCUCUUCAGCCAGAUCCAUGGCUGCAGGAGAGCACCUUGCGAUCCCUUCUCCUGGGGCUGAUGGUGUGGACUGCAGGCUGGAGAAGGGGAGAAGUAACUCUACUGAGGGCCUGCUACAUGCCAGGGCACAGUGCUGGGUACUUUCUACAAGGACCAAGCUGUCAGACCUGCCACAUACAGGCAGUGAACCUCUGUGACAUUCUGUCCUCCCUCCUUUGUGAAGUGCAGUGGUAAUACCUCUAUCACUGGC
Cynocephalus volans (Philippine flying lemur) is the source of this 4693-nucleotide messenger RNA. It is a transcript of the gene SLC38A12, whose product is annotated as transmembrane protein 104. Bases 132 to 1622 code for a protein of 496 amino acids. The transcript is spliced from 10 exons. The record is from RefSeq and is a predicted model, not a curated record. NCBI's taxonomy places the organism in Eukaryota, Metazoa, Chordata, Mammalia, Dermoptera, Cynocephalidae.